Cyclopterus lumpus (lumpfish) is the source of this 2403-nucleotide messenger RNA. It is a transcript of the gene cfap20dc, whose product is annotated as CFAP20 domain containing. The record is from RefSeq and is a predicted model, not a curated record. The transcript is spliced from 17 exons. NCBI's taxonomy places the organism in Eukaryota, Metazoa, Chordata, Actinopteri, Perciformes, Cyclopteridae. The coding region runs from base 1 to 2403 and encodes 800 amino acids.
AUGUUCAGGAGUAAUUAUCAGGGUGGAGCUGUGGUGGAAAUAUUCAGUGGACAAGGAAAGGACCCUGUAGCCAAAUGGAAACUUUGCGGAGGCCCGUCAGCCAUACAUAAGGAAUACAAUAAAGAAGUGAAAGGCUUUGUUUACUGUUUGGAGGGUAGCAGCCAGACAGUCAAGAUGCAAAUGCCAGAGAAUGGGAAAAUGUCUCUUGGACUUCUUCAACGUUUCUUGGUCCUUCAAGUGAAUAUUCCCCAGUGCAAGGAUUUUUCUAUUGAGCUUAUGAUAACUGAUGUAGAGCACCGGAAAAGAAGACUUCACUUGUCAACAGUGCAUAAAGAGUUGUCUGCCACACUUUUGCAUGCAAGGAUACCUUUUGUUGGAUUGAAACGCAGUAUUUGGUCUACUUUGUGCAUCGACCUUGAAUCAUUCACCGGGGAACUGUUCAAGGGCUUUUUGACACUGGAUGGCAUCACAUUGUUUGCCACUUGUAAAGUCCGCAGAAUCUUCACCAUGAAAACAGAGCCUACAGGAAUGUCAAAUGAUGAUAUGUUUCUUAGUGGUGCUGGUAUUAUGGACUUGAUACCUCGCAGUUGCCGCUUCCCACCAGAUGUAAAUCACGUCACUCAGGUGUUGAACAUGGAUCAUUUGCAGAAAGCUGACAUGAGGCCUGGACUAUUGAGCUCUGACUGUGUUCCUGAUCACUCGACCACGGCGAUAUCAACUGGUUAUCGACGAUCCAGGCCCCAGGGGGUUUUACACAAAGCCUCAGGCUCCACACUUUCAGGGCCACCCCCUCAAACUGGAAGAAAAAGCAGUGCAGCCUCAGACGGAAUGGAUAAAAAUGUACUCUUUUUCUCAAAUGGAUCCCCAUCCAGAAGAAUGGACCAAAGAGUUACUGCAGAAAGUGAGAGCCUUGCCAAGCUGAGGGAGAAUUUAUCACACGGAGAACCUUCCCCCAUUCUUAUUGAGGGGACACUUGGCACUAUACAGCCCCAUCCCCCAAGAGACAGAGUGUUUGACAAGCAGGGAUAUAAGAAGCUACGAGUCUACAGUGCUGGAAGAGAGAGGCUAGUAUCGUCAGCAACUCCCGACGCUGUACCUGGUGGCCAAAGAAAGAGAAGUAAAACUAGGGAGAAGUACACUGCUCCACCCAGUUGGCAAGAGAGCAAGCAAGAACCUCUGACCCGAACAGAAAAGACAGAUCACCUAACAGCAGAUGUGUAUACCUGCACUCCUGCCAAGGAAAGUUCAGGAGCUGCUCUCACAGCAGCAGAGUCUCUCUCCUACUCGAUCUGUCCAGCUUUUUCUGGUGACCUGCAGGUCUGGAGCAGCUGGGAGAGUAAUGAGGGGCCCGAGCCCCAGCUCACUCUGCAAGGGGAGGUGUUCACAUUCUCAUCGCAGCCACACUCACCCAAACCUGGGCAAGGCCAGGGUAACCAGGAGAAGACGGAGAUGGGAGAUGAUCAGGUUCGGAACAAAAAUGUGAGGCGGACCGAGGCCCAGCUUGAGGAUGACUUUAUCGGCAGUGAAAGUGAUGAGGAUAAGAGCUACAACACGUUCAACCCUGUCACUCCCAGAUCUCCCAGUCUAACUCUAGAUGUGCAACGUGAAGUCCAUCCUGAAUCUCACAACAUUGAUCAAAUAACACCAAAAGAGCUCAAUCCAGCUACCACCGGUAUGCUGUCUCCAUCCAGUGCGAGAGCUGAACCAGCUGGGAUCGCCCCCACACGCUGCCUCUCACCAAGCAGACAGGAAGUCAAGUGUGGCACGCGUGGAUCAGAGGUGGUGAACCAGGUUGUGGAUGAGAACAGCAGUGUAUCGCUUUCAAGGAGACUCCUGCAAGAAGUCAAAUUGGAUGACUCCACACAGCACAAGGUAAUCGUUUUAAAGGCAGAAGACAACAACACUCUGAAGCCUGUUGACUCCAGCGAUUACAACCUACACAUGCUUAGCCGUCUGCGGAUGCACGGCGAUGAUGAUCACGAGCUUCGAAUGCUGGCAAGUCUAAAAAGGGAGCAGGACAAAUAUGAAUGUAGAGCCUCAGGCCUCAGUGCAUCACAGAUCCACCACUGCAAUGUCAGCAUCAGCAUGAGCAGUGACGACGCCUCUACCUGGACCCACAUCUCCACGCCAGCUAAUCAGGGUCACCACUAUCAGAAGGAAAUGAACCCCCUCCUGCAAUCAAACCCCAGGGAGUGGAUGGACGUACUCAGCCCUCCUAUUAUGCCUCCCAGCGAGCGGAGAAGGUCAGGCAGCAGUCGUAAGAAUUUAGAAGAUCUAAUCGGAGGACGGGACGAGUCUGUAAAGGACGAGGAGAAGGAGGAUGAGUAUUUGAAUCUGCUCUAUGACCCCUGCCUGAACUGCUACUUCGAUCCAAAGACUGGGAAGUACUAUGAACUAGCUUGA